Ilyonectria robusta is the source of this 1794-nucleotide messenger RNA. Its product is annotated as permease. Gene Ontology annotation, biological process: transmembrane transport. Gene Ontology annotation, cellular component: plasma membrane. Lineage: Eukaryota; Fungi; Ascomycota; Sordariomycetes; Hypocreales; Nectriaceae. The record is from RefSeq and is a predicted model, not a curated record. The coding region runs from base 1 to 1794 and encodes 597 amino acids. The transcript is spliced from 9 exons. Gene Ontology annotation, molecular function: purine nucleobase transmembrane transporter activity.
AUGAGCGGCGUCAAAUCCAAACUGCACGGGAUGCGGAUGGCGAUCCAUAAUCUCGAUAGAAAGAUAUCCUCCUCGCGCUUCGGUCGCGUCUUCAAACUCGAGGGAAGCGGUCAUCCCAAAGAGAUUCCCGGCUCUUCACUCCUGGCAGAGAUCCGCGCAGGUGCUACGACGUUUGCGACUAUGGCAUACAUUAUUGCCGUCAAUGCCGCCGUUAUCUCCCAAUCUGGAGGUCCUUGCCCUUGUGAUCUGGAGGACCGGACUCAGUGCGACUCCAUCAGCAGCUAUGCGGUCUGCAAAGAAGGUGUGAGACGCGACCUCAUUACCGCAACGGCUGCCAUUUCCGGCCUCGCCAGCUUCCUCUUCGGACUUUUCACCAACCUCCCCGUCGCUCUAGCUCCUGGUAUGGGGCUCAACGCUUACUUUGCGUUCCAAGUCGUGGGCUACAACGGCUCGGGCCGCAUUCCGUAUGGGGUUGCCUUGACCGCCGUCUUUGUGGAGGGUCUCAUCUUUAUCUUCCUUGCUCUCACCGGAAUGCGCCAGUGGCUAGUGAAGCUGAUUCCUGCCACGAUCAAGACUGCCACUGGAGCCGGUAUCGGUCUUUUCCUCACCGAGAUCGGUCUGUCCUACUCUGCUGGUCUUGGUGCCAUCACUGGAGGCUGGAAGGCAACGCCGUUGACUAUUGCCGGAUGCCCCGAGGAGAUGAUCGACCCAGACUCCCAGAUGUGUGACGGCGGAUUGAUGACAAGCCCAAAGAUGUGGACUGGAAUUUUCGCUGGAGGUAUCCUGACAGCGUACUUGAUGGCUUUUCGAAUCAAAUAUGCCUUCAUCAUAGGCAUCGCUGUCGUUUCUAUCAUCUCUUGGCCUCGGAACACGUCCAUCACAUAUUUUCCGAACACAGACGAAGGAAACGAACGCUUCGAAUUCUUCAAGCAUGUCGUGUCCGUCCACCCCAUCAAGUACACUCUGAACGCUCUGGACUGGAAAGUCACUGAACACACUUCGCAAUUUGUGCUUGCUCUCUUCACAUUCCUCUAUGUCGACAUUAUCGAUGCCACUGCGACGCUCUAUUCCAUGGUUCGUUUCUGCGGCGUGGUCAAUCCCAAGGAUGGUGGCUUCCCCCGGUCAACCGUUGCAUACUGCUGCGACGCAGGGUGUAUAUCCAUCAGUUCUCUCCUGGGCUGCUCUCCUGUUACGGCGUUUGUCGAAAGCGGCGCCGGUAUUGCAGAAGGGGGCCGCACGGGUCUUACGGCCAUGGUUACUGGCACCUGUUUCCUUAUGUCUAUUUUUUUCGCUCCCAUCUUUGCCUCCAUUCCACCGUGGGCAACCGGGUCGACCCUGAUUCUGGUCGGUUGUAUGAUGAUUCGGCAGAUAACGCAAAUUAACUGGCGAUAUAUCGGCGAUGCUCUUCCGUCGUUUACUGUCAUAGCAUUUAUCCCAUUUUCAUACAGUGUGGCCUAUGGACUCAUCGCCGGUUUGUUUCUGUACACUGUCAUCAACGGUUUGGUUGCCUUGACUGUCUGGGCUUCUGGUGGCAGAUGGGAGCCACAGGAGUACGACAUGAAGGAGUACUGGACCUGGAGAGGGUUCGGAAGACCUCCCUGGUAUGUCCGCGCUAUCCGUGCUCGAGGUCGCGGCGACCACGAGAAUGAGUCGAGCACACAAUCGCUUCACACCAACGAAGAUUACGACCGGUCUUUCACUUCGACAGUUCCAAUGAGUCCCAUAGACUAUAAGGACGGCAGUAGAGAUGUCACGGUGCCAGUUCCAGCUGUCACUCCACGUUCUAUUCACUAG